Messenger RNA from Etheostoma cragini (Arkansas darter), 5217 nucleotides. RefSeq names its product R3H domain-containing protein 2. The coding region runs from base 760 to 4047 and encodes 1095 amino acids. Gene Ontology annotation, molecular function: nucleic acid binding. The transcript has 27 exons. Lineage: Eukaryota; Metazoa; Chordata; Actinopteri; Perciformes; Percidae. The record is from RefSeq and is a predicted model, not a curated record.
UUUGCUGUCUCCCUGUAGUGGGUGUGCUUCAUUCAGAAAAAGAGAGGGGGCAGUCAAGAAAGAGUUGUGUAUCCAUUUUCAUGAAACCCAUUAACAAAACGGCGCUGUUAGUACCUACAGACAGGAACGAAGAGGGAAAGCGUGAAGACAAGAAAGUAUAAUGAGCUAAAGAGUGACAGAGGUAAUCACACCUGAAAUUUACAUGCUGCGGAACAUGGAAUUCAUUCAUCUGUACUACGUAAGAUAGCAAGAUAGACUUAAUGUCAGCACUGUCUUGGUCUAGAGCGCUUUCUGCUGCUGUAAUACUGUGCUUUUAUCUGUGAGACGCCUGAUCCGACUUGGCUGGAGAUCCACAGAGCUGAACUCUAAAUACAGGCUCCUGACUGGAGGACACACCAUGCUACUGCACUGAGCCGGAGGGAGAGAGAAGAGAGAGAAGAGAGAGGCCCCAGAGGACCGCUGAGGUGGUGGCUGGCCUGUUGGUGUGCCCCUCCCCUUUAUCUGGCUGGCUAGCUGCUGCCUCUUCAGUUGACCUGAUCACUCCCCACCCUGAAGGCUAAGGCUUGCUAUGGACUGUGCUUUGCCCCCAGUCCUGCCCAGUACACUACCUUAGUGGGUUCCCCUCCUCUUCCUGUGUGUGGUUCCCAUCCAGACUCACUGUACAGAGUCGAGCACAGAUCUGGUACCACCUACAGCCCCUCCUGGGUUCUUCACCCAAUCCCCUCCCCAACUCCCACCCUCUCCCCCUCCCCUACAAAGAUGUCAGUGAGCCUGACAGCAGACAUCCAGCAGGAGGGAGAGAGUGGGCCAGUCAUUGAGCCCUGCAGUAGAGGCAAGACCUCCCCUCAACCACAGGGCACAAAGGAAGGGACAGGAGAGGGCCUGGAAACUGAGGAUAGCUCCCCACACGAUGCACAGAAACGGGCUCCUAAUCACAGCCAUGGCAGAAAAAGGGCCAAGUCUAAUGCCAAACUGAAGCUGGUACGGAGUCUGGCAGUGUGUGAAGAGUCCUCUGGUCCGUUCUCCAAUGAUGGACUUCCAGAAUCGCAAUGGAAUGUGGUUUUCCAGGAUAUCAUCCAGCUUCACAUCAGCUGCCCAUCAGACAAGGAAGAGGAGAAGUCCUCAAAGGACGAGUAUGAAAAUGAAGAGAAGGAGAAGAAGGACAAGGCUCCGCGAAAGAUGUUAUCACGUGACUCCAGUCAGGAAUAUACAGACUCCACGGGCAUUGAUGUUCAUGAGUUUUUGGUCAACACACUGAAAAACAAUCCCAGGGAUCGUAUGAUGCUGCUCAAACUGGAACUAGAUAUCCUGGAGUUCAUUAAUGACGACAAUAACCAGUACAAGAAGUUUCCUCAGAUGACGUCUUACCACCGUAUGCUGCUGCACCGCGUGGCUGCCUACUUUGGCAUGGACCAUAAUGUGGAUCAGACCGGCAAGGCUGUCAUCAUCAACAAGACAGGCAACACACGGAUCCCAGAACAAAGGUUCUCUGAACACAUCAAGGAUGAACGUAACAUGGACUUCCAGAAGAAAUUCAUUCUUAAGAGAGAUGAUGCCAGCAUGGACAAGGAUGAUAAUCAGAUCCGUGUGCCGCUGCAGGACGGGCGACGUAGCAAGUCCAUUGAAGAACGAGAAGAGGAGUAUCAGCGGGUACGAGACCGGAUCUUUGCCCGGGAAGUGUCCUUUUUUUUACAGUCUUCUCAAAAUGGAUACAUCAAUGACAACAGUCCUGUAACCCCAGCAUUUUCUCCUAAUGUUAACCCCAACAGACUUUCCACUGAGGGCUACUGCUCUAGCUCUCAAAAGAGGAGGCAGAUCUUUAGAGGAAACCGUGAGAGCUCCAGCCGGGCGUCUAGCAGUCGUCAAAGCAGCACAGACAGUGACAUGAAGUGCCUGGAGCCACGUCCCUGGAGCAGCACCGACUCAGACAGCUCCAACCGCACCCUCCGGCCGCCCGUCACAAAGGCUAGCAGCUUCUCUGGCAUCUCCAUUCUUACCAGGGGGGAUAGCCUUGGCAGCAACAAAGGCUCACAGGGAAGCUGCAAAGGCUCUCGCUCUGGCCUGCCCCUAGUCAGUCCUGAUGUGUGUCCUCCACCUGCAGCCUCCCAGUCUAGCCGUAGCCUACUCCCCUGCCCGUCACAACAACCACAGCCCCAGGUUCCGCCUCAGACUGCCCUGCUGCCUACCCCACAACAACACCCCAUGGGAAACCACAUGAUUGCUCAGCCGGUGGCAUCUCUGCAGCCCUCUCAGCCUGUCUCCUACUCCAGUCCUUCCUGCCCACAGGUUCUCCUGCCAGUUUCUCCUCCCCAGCAGUACACAAUGGGAGAAGAGCUGGCGCCCCAAUUCAGCCAGAUGACACUGAGUCGGCAGGGCUCCAGUGAGAAUCCUGAGCCUCCACCUAUGUAUCAGGCUCCUCCCACAGUCUUGUCCCAGCACCCCCCUCCUCAGACCGGCUACAUCAUGGCUACCACGGGUCAACCCAUGCCGCCUCCUUCUGGCUACCAGCCUGCAGCUGGACACCCACAUCCUCCUCCUCCACCACCACCUCCAUCCCAGCCCGUCAUGCAGGCCCCACCACCCCCACAAGGCUACAUGCAGCCCCCUCCACCUCAACAGAUACAGGUGUCAUACUACCCUCCUGGUCAGUAUCCCAGCUCAGGCCAGCAGUACCGAGUGACCCAGCCCAUGUCCCACCAGGUGUCUUAUCCUGCCCAGCGCACUCAACCCAUGCCUCAGCCCACACAGCAGUCAGGUAUCCAGACCAUGAUGCCCAGCCAGCCACCAAGCUAUCAGGGCAUGAUAGGUGUGCAGCAGCCCCAAAACCCUGGUCUGCUCAAUUCCCAGAGGGCAGGCAUGGGAGGACAAAUGCAGAGCAUUAUGGUUCAGUACCCACAGAUGCCAUCAUAUCAGGUACCAGUGGGAAAUGAAAAUCAGCAGGUGGUGCAGCAGCAGUACCAGCAACAGGUGAUGGUGCCAGUCAGUCAGUCUGUUCAAGGACCCAUGCCUGUCUACUACAGUGUUAUCACUCCCACACAGCAGAAUAGCACAAGUCCAUCAGUAGGCUACCUGCAGCCCCCCACCUCUGAGCAGUAUCAAAUCACACAGUCGCCGUCUCCUUGCAACCCUCAACAGUUGCAGCAGCAAUAUCCAGGAGUACCACCUCCUGGACCUGGGGUGAUGGUCAUGCAGCUCAGCGUCCCCAAUGGACCACAGCCUUCCCAGAACCCUCCUCUGGUCCAGUGGAACCCAUGCAAGUACUACAGCAUAGAGCAGAGGCCCAGCAAGCCAGGAGAGCUCUACAAACCGGACAACACUCCACAGGCCAGUAACCAGCUGACGAGUCCCCUGGCCUCCCCAACUCAGUCUCCCACCCCGUCUCCCUCUGGCAGCGUCAGCAGCGUCUGUCCAGGCUUGGGACCACUACCACUCAUUUCCCAGUUUCCCCGGCCAGGAGGACCAGCUCAAGGUGACGGGCGCUACUCUUUGUUGGGACAACCUCUCCAGUACAGCCUGUGUCCUCCCCUGAUGCAUGGCCAGUCCUACAGCUCCCAUCAGAACCAAGGAGUAAUGAAACACGGGGCACGAGGCAAAAAACAAACACUCAAAUCAGCAUCAACAGAUCUCGGCACCACUGAUGUUGUGGUGAGUCGAGUACUCGAGGUUACGGACCUGCCAGAGGGGAUCUCACGUCCAGAGGCUGAAAAGCUCUUCAACCAGCUGUCGAUGUGCGGUGCCAAGAUCCAGUGGCUGAAGGAGCCCCAGGGUGGCCGAGGAGGAGCAGGAGGCUGUGGCCCUUGUCCCGGUGCAGGGCCUGCUGGGCUGGGAGCCGCCGCUGGGCUCGGGGCCAGCCUGGGAGCUGGAGGAGCGAAGGGGGACGGCAACGACCCGGCUCACCUCUACACAGUGGUGGCAGUGUUCCCCAGCACCAUGGCUGCCCAGAGUGCUUCCUUCAAACUUAACAACAGCGGGGCCGGCCUCUUCAAACUGAAGGCCGCCAAAAAAAACUAUGACCUGCGUGUGCUGGAGAGAGCCAGUUCUCAGUGAAAGGAAAAGAGAGGGGGAGGAAAGAAAAAGAGAGAGACUCAUGGUGGAGUGGUGGAAAAAGGAAGGAGGACUGAGGGGGACUGCUUUUAGUGUACAAUUUAAAAACAAAACAACAAAAAAUAUACUUGAGUUAAAUGAUGUGUCAAAUGUAUAAAAGGGAAGAAGGUGUAAAUCAUGAGGUGACAGGCAUUUGGUUGCAAAUAUGAUUUUGUUUGUUUUUAUUAAUUGUUUUCUUUUGUAUUUAUAUAGCAGACAAGCACACAAGACACGCGAAGCAUGUGUUUCACUGUUGCCGUGGAAUGUGUGCUGCCAAUAUACAAAAACACAUGCAAUGCCACACAAACACACCAGGAGACACACAUACGCAGGCAACAGGGUCACGUAGCACAUAACAAAAACACACUGGACAGUCGACCUCAGUCAAACCUUUUCCUCCUCUUCCUCCUCCCCCCGCUCUCCAACCCUUUCUCCUUUACUCCUUUUACUGCCAACGCGUUCUCUCUUUCCUCAACUCUACGUCACCCAGUUGUCUCUUAAUCUUACAUAUUUAUAAAUUUUCAUACGCACAGUUACGCACUCUCUGCUUUACCGCACCGCUCCCGGCUCUUUUUUCUUGCCAUGUCUCAUACUGCCUCCUAUCUCUCUGCUCCUCUGUUUCUCUCAUGUACUCUCACUGCUCUCUUCUCUCUUGCUUUCUGUUUGCCUUACUGCUGUUGUGGGUUUCUGUAUUGCGCUUUUUUUUUUUCUUCUUCUCAGAAGGUUUUUUUCUUUUUUGGGAUUCAAUAUAUUUAUAUAAGUGAUGUAAGGAAUAAAAGAAAUCUAUAUAUUCAGUGAUUUUUUUUUUUCUUUUCCCCGAGUGAAAACAUUUAGGUCUUCCUUUAUCCUUUACUCCUCCCCUCUUCAUCCCCUCUCCUCCUCUUUCCUACAUUUGUUUCCUCCUUUCUGCCCUCUACCUCACUUCUUUGGUCCUCUCCUCUUUCCCACAACUGUCCCACAUCCACCCCGACGCCCCGUUGUGUUUGCGUUUUUGUUGACAGCUGUGCAGAACGUAUCAGAAGAAGUAGUUAAAGUGCACAAUGAUUGCAUAUGUCUACUGUAAAUUUUAUUUAAUCUGUUAUUUUUUUGUUUGUUUUUAAAAAUAUAAAAGUCGAGAAAAAAUCUUUCAAAACA